Messenger RNA from Peronospora farinosa, 354 nucleotides. NCBI's taxonomy places the organism in Eukaryota, Oomycota, Peronosporomycetes, Peronosporales, Peronosporaceae. The record is from the annotation of a GenBank genome assembly.
AUGGCAAAGACACCUUCAAAGAAAGCAGCAAAGACAGUUGCCAAGACUGGCAAAGGCAAGGGCCGCGGCAAGAAACGUGUGGAAUCGUACUCGACUUACAUCUACAAAGUUUUGCGUCAGGUGCACCCGGACACGGGCAUUAGCAAACGUGGCAUGUCGAUCAUGAACUCUUUUAUCAAUGAUGUCUUUGAACGUAUCGCUUCGGAAGCUGGUAAAUUGUCACGUUACAACAAGAAGUCGACGCUAUCCAGCCGUGAAAUCCAGACAGCAGUGCGUCUUAUGUUACCGGGUGAGCUGGCCAAGCACGCUGUGUCGGAGGGUACAAAGGCCGUGACCAAGUUUACGUCGGCUUAA